Purpureocillium takamizusanense is the source of this 1397-nucleotide messenger RNA. RefSeq names its product vacuolar protein sorting-associated protein 26 (gene PEP8). The transcript has 2 exons. Gene Ontology annotation, biological process: retrograde transport, endosome to Golgi; intracellular protein transport. Bases 285 to 1265 code for a protein of 326 amino acids. NCBI's taxonomy places the organism in Eukaryota, Fungi, Ascomycota, Sordariomycetes, Hypocreales, Ophiocordycipitaceae. The record is from RefSeq and is a predicted model, not a curated record. Gene Ontology annotation, cellular component: endosome; retromer complex.
CGUCAGCGCAAUCAACACCACACCACCACAUAUACCACACCACGAAACACGGCCCCCCCGUUGCGCACCAUCCCGUCGCAUCCUACCUUCCUACCCCUUUAACAACGUCCGCCCAUCGACGUCCGCGACGGCCGGCCGCCUAGGCCACAACAACCACAUCGGACCUCCUCCUCCCAGGCGUCCCGCCGCGAUACCCACGCCAGAGCAGCGAGCGACAACGAGCGACAAAGACAAGACACCGCGUACUCUGUAGCAGCCGCCGCCCGCCCGCCCGCCCGCCCACCAUGUCGUACUUCUUCUCCACCCCCGUCGACAUCGACAUCGUCCUCGAGGACGCCGACGACCGCUCCAUGGUGGACGUCAAGCUGGACAAGAACCGCCGCGAAAAGGCGCCCCUCUACAUGGACGGCGAGUCGGUCAAGGGCGCCGUCACGGUCCGUCCCAAGGACGGCAAGCGCCUCGAGCACACGGGCAUCAAGGUGCAGUUCAUCGGCACCAUCGAGAUGUUCUUUGACCGCGGCAACCACUACGAGUUCCUCUCCCUCAACCAGGAGCUCGCCGCCCCCGGCGAGCUCCAGCACCCCCAGACGUUCGACUUCAACUUCAAAAACGUCGAGAAGCAGUACGAGUCGUACAACGGCAUCAACGUCAAGCUGCGCUACUUUGUCCGCGUCACCGUCUCCCGCCGCAUGGCCGACGUCAUCCGCGAAAAGGACAUUUGGGUCUACUCGUACCGCAUCCCCCCCGAGAUGAACUCGAGCAUCAAGAUGGACGUGGGCAUCGAGGACUGCCUCCACAUCGAGUUUGAGUACAGCAAGAGCAAGUACCACCUCAAGGACGUCAUCGUCGGUCGCAUCUACUUCCUCCUCGUCCGUCUCAAGAUCAAGCACAUGGAGCUGUCCAUCAUCCGUCGCGAGACCACCGGCGCCGCCCCCAACCAGUACAACGAGAGCGAGACCCUCGUCCGCUUCGAGAUCAUGGACGGCUCGCCCUCGCGCGGCGAGACCAUCCCCAUCCGCCUCUUCCUCGGUGGCUUCGACCUCACCCCGACCUUCCGCGACGUCAACAAGAAGUUCUCUACGAGAUACUACCUCAGCCUGGUCCUCAUAGACGAGGAUGCUCGCCGGUACUUCAAGCAAUCCGAGAUCAUUCUCUACCGCCAAGCCCCGGAUGCCAUACAGGCCCCAGAGGGUGGCAUCCAGACUCUGCCGGCGCCCAGCGAGGCCAAGAUGGCCGCCGCCCAAGCCGCCGCCGCUCAGGGAUGAGCUGCCUCUGAAAACGCCAAGCGAUAUCCUCUGUUCAUAGUCACGUCCUGUUUUCUAGCAUAGGGUUCGGCGUUUUUGGUAUCAUUGAGCUGGGCAAGUUCCUGCGUCGUUUAGUUCAAAGCUGUAGCGUAG